AGGGCAGCUUUCAUAAGGGGUAGACACUGGCUCCGACGUGCAGCGGCGCGCAGUGCAUUAUGGGGUAGACCGCUUCUCUUGCGACGACGGCAUCUGACGCUUCCAAAAUGGCUCAGCACUGGAGACGGAAGUGGCCCUUGUUUAUUAAAGUGGCUGAAAAAGCGGACUGUUUCUUCAGCUUUACCGCUGAUAUGCCGCAGUAUUGCGCGAGAUACCAGUGUGCGUAGCGGGAGGACUUGCAGUAUUGCGCGAGAUACCAGUGUGCGUAGCGGGAGGACUUAAAGAGCAACCGGAGGCCAUGCCUAUUAUACCUCAUAUCCUGCGCCGGCUCCUUCCCAAAGUCACCCAAACUCCAGCGAUAUGCAGACGGUUGGGGUCAGGCGCGGUUACUGCGGAACAGCUGGCUCUGCACUGGCAGAACGUCUUUCAGGAUCAUGGAAUCCCUGAGCCAGUUGAAUCAAGCGAGAUCCUUGUAGCUCAUAUACUCGGAGCCAAGACAUUUCACAGCAUGCCUUCACACCUGUCCCGUUCCCACAUCUCGGCAGAACAGCUGACGCUCAUAGAGGGAAUGGCACAGGAGCGCCUGAGAAGGGUCCCUGUCCAGUACAUUAUUGGGGAGUGGGAUUUCUUGGACAUGACGUUACAAAUGAGACCUCCUGUGUUCAUCCCACGGCCAGAGACAGAGGAACUGGUGGGAUUGGUGGUGGCUGACUGCGCGGUGCUGCGCCGUUCUGCGGAGGCCACGAUACUAGAGGUUGGCUGUGGAUCGGGAGCCGUGUCUUUGGCGCUACUCCGGAGCAUUCCUCAGGCGCGACUCAUUGCCGUUGAUAAGACUGAAGCUGCCGUCAAUCUGACCCGGGAUAACGCAGAGAGACUAGGUCUUCAGCAUCGGAUUCACGUCCUGCAGCACGAUGUAUUAUCAGAUCCCACAGAGCGUCUUCUAGACCUGGGCCCGGUAGAUGUUGUGGUCAGUAAUCCCCCUUACAUAUUUACAGAGGAUAUGUCUCAGCUGGAGCCGGAGAUACUCAGGUAUGAGGAUCAUUCAGCGUUAGAUGGAGGUCCGGAUGGGAUGGAUGUCAUUAAGGGGGUCCUGCGGCUUGCUCAUCACCUGUUAUCACCUAAUGGGGACGUCUUCCUGGAGGUGGACCCAAGACACCCCGACAUGGUGGAAGCGUGGCUGUGUGACCACCCCGAGGAAGAGUUACAGCUUCUCAGUAGUGUCAGGGACUUUUGUGGCAAGUCGAGGUUUCUUCACAUUCGGAGACGAUGAUCCGGCAGAGCCUCCAGCUGCGGGUGCCAGGACCAGUCACCGGGGUUCUGUAUCGCCGUACGUAGGGGACAGAACGUGCCACAGAGAUUGCAGGACGACUGGAUCACCUUUACUGCAUCCCAAACAAUUUCUGGAAGAUUUUUCUGUCUGGCUCCCUCACUUCUUAUCCUCUGACAUCUCCACCAUCAUCAUGGGUGAUUUCAAUAUUGCUAUUGAUUGUCCAAAAUCUGCUGCUCACGCCUCCAUAACCUCCUCUCUUGGCCUCUCCCAAUGGACUGACUCCUCUACUCAUCAGGAGGGCCACUGCCUUCAUCUAGUAUUCACCAGACUACGCUCCGUCUCUGAACUCACUAACACUCCUUUCCCCCUCUCAGAUCACAACCGUAUCACAUGCAUGCUCUCCUCCAUUACUUCAAACCCUGUGUUGCUGAAGUUCUCCAAUCCUCCUCAAACCCACAGAAAUAUUAACACAAUUAAUCUUCAAGAACUGUCCACCUCUCUCCAACAACUGCUUUCACCUAUUUCUGCAUUCACCUCUCCUGAGAUGGCUGUAUCACACCUUAAUGAGACUCUAGAACUAGCCCUUGAUGAAGUGGCUCCAGCUACCCAUCACACUCCACGUAGGCCUAGAUGUCAACUGUGGCACUCCAAAUUAACAAGACAACUACAAAAACUCACACGAAAACUUGAACGUCAGUGGCGUAAAUCUCGUAUUUCCAGUGACUUCCUCACAUAUAAGACUGUCUACCAUUCUUAUAGAAAUGCCCUGGACACUGUCAAACAAACAUAUUUCCAAACUCUUAUCUCUACUCAAGCCUCUAACCCCAAACGACUCUUUAAUACAUUUAAAUCACUUCUUGUCCCUCCCUCACCUACCCCACCAGCCACUAUCAAGGCACAGGAUCUUGCUUCCUACUUCAAGGAGAAGAUUGAUGAGAUCUGAGAUGAAAUGGUAUGCUCUUCCUCAGCCAGUGACCUGCUCCGUUCUUUACCUGAACCCUCUGGCACUCUUUCUUCAUUUGAUCCCACAAAUGAAGAUGAAGUAUCAUCACUCUUCUCAUCCUGCUUCUCUACUACCUCUCCUCUUGAUCCUUUACCCUCACAAAUAAGUAAAGCUCUGUCUCUGGUGCUCAUCCCAACCUUAACUAACAUCUGUAAUCUCUCUCUAUCUCUCUCUUUCUCUCUCUCUCUACUGGUAUUUUUCCUUCACUCUUCAAGCAUGCAGUGAUUACUCCCAUUUAAAAAAACAAAAUUCUGACCCUAACGCUCUCUCAAACUACCGCCCUAUCUCUCAGCUCCCUUGUCUCUCUAAGCUACUUGAGAGACUUGCCUACUCUCGCCUCACACACUUUCUUAACUCAUACACUUUGUUGGACCCACUUCAGUCAGGCUUCCGUUCCCAACAUUCCACAGAGACAGCACUGACUAAAGUAGUGAAUGAUUUGGUCACUACAAAGUCUAAAGGCCACUACUCACUACUUAUUCUUCUAGAUCUAUCUGCUGCAUUUGACACUGUAGACCACUCUCUUCUCAUACAGACACUACAGUCCCUAGGUCUUCAGGACACAGCCCUUUCUUGGUUCUCAUCCUACCUAUAUAAGCUUGCGAGCAGGGCCCUCCUACCUCUAUGACUGUUUGUUAUUACCCAGAUUGUUAUAUCAUUGUUAUUUCCAAUUAUAAAGCGCAACGGGAUUUGCUGCGCUAUAUAAGAAAUGGUUAAUAAAUAAUAAAUACUGGUUUUCUCA
Pseudophryne corroboree (corroboree frog) is the source of this 3015-nucleotide messenger RNA. It is a transcript of the gene HEMK1, whose product is annotated as HemK methyltransferase family member 1. The coding region runs from base 299 to 1270 and encodes 323 amino acids. Gene Ontology annotation, molecular function: protein methyltransferase activity; nucleic acid binding. Gene Ontology annotation, cellular component: mitochondrion. The record is from RefSeq and is a predicted model, not a curated record. Gene Ontology annotation, biological process: protein methylation. The transcript is spliced from 12 exons. Lineage: Eukaryota; Metazoa; Chordata; Amphibia; Anura; Myobatrachidae.